UACAGUUUUUUGGGAAAAAAAAACACGUGGCAUGAUAUUUCAUCUGGAAAAAUGAAUAGAGCUCUGUUAUAAAAUUAUUAAUAUUUUGGAUUUUUCAUCUACUGCAACAUCUGUAGUUUCUACCACUGUGUGAGAGAAUUAUUAAAGAUCACAGACGAACCCUGGAUUGUGGAGAAAAAAUUAAAAAAUGCAGAAGAUGAACCUUGAAAUAAAGAACAUCUCCUUCACCUCGGCUUCAGUCUCCUGGCCACCGAAUCCUUAUACCUGCCCAGCUAAUCUCUACAGGCUUAUAUAUCGCCCGACUUGGAACAGUAUUUUGUCAGGCUUUUCAAGGCAGAAUUUUCACCGUGAGGAAAAGGUUCCGCUGGGUAGCAGCUCUCUAACUCUGCAAAGGCUUAAACCAUCAACCAACUACAUCCUCUGUGUCACGUGCCAGGGGUCCCAGCCUUCCAGGGACCAGUGUGCUAUCUUUCACACACUGGCCAAGGACCCUGUGGUUCUCACUAGUAGGACGUUAGACCUGGCUUCAGUGGUGUGGUUUACCAGCAGUAUUCUCCUAAUCAUAACUGCCAUCGUGCUGCUUCAUGGCUGCUUCAAGCUGUGGUGCAGGAAAUGCAAAAGGAAACAAUACAGCUCUGCAGAGACUGUUAGUUUUCAAGGCAGGAGUGGCCAAGCCUGGCCUGGGGGUAAUGUUGAGACUGCCCUUGCGAACGACCAUUGCGACAUCCCAUCCCUGUCAAUCCUGGAAAAACAAACAGAAGGCAAAUCAGAAGACUUGAUUGGGACAAAGGGUGUGCUGGCUUACAACAAAGACAAAGAUAAAAUGGCCAUUUUACCACAGAGUAUCCAUGAAUAGCAAAUGUGUGUUUUAGCCUUGUUCAUAUGCUGUAGUUUUUACUGAACAAAAGAAGGAAUCUGCUUCUACAUGUGGUGUGUUUUUUUUUAACUGUGGCCAUAUUUUUAACCUUGUAAACCUGCAAAUAAAUACCACUGCUUUGUAUACUGAUACACUUAUUCUUUUUACAUAUGGCCACAGAUGUUCUUUUGAAAAUAAUAUUUUUAAAAAAGCAUUAUAUUUACACAGGGUAGACCAUUUUUACUGGAGUAUACUACUUUUUCCAAAGAAAAUAAAAUAAAAUACAUUGUAAUAUACUGGGUUUGUUCGAUGCUAAAAAUCUGUUAUCACAUGUUAGGCAUUGACAUUUUGGCUUUCCUAGUAUUAAGUACAGUAAGCCACUAACCAAGCUCGCUGAUAUUAUGACUUAACAGUGUGCAAAGUCAAAAGGUUACAUGCCUGUAGAGAGGGGAUCUGCCUGCCUAAUUUACUAAGUCACCAGACCCCACAGACUGAUAACCUUUUUUUUUUUUUUUAGCGUGGAAAAAAUUAUUCCUUUUGGAGCUAUUAAUAAAGGUAGUUUAAUUUAGUUGGUAUACAUUGUUUUAUUCAGUAUGUGUAUGGUAUGUAUUUAAAUGUCAUUC
Acipenser ruthenus (sterlet) is the source of this 1479-nucleotide messenger RNA. RefSeq names its product fibronectin type III domain-containing protein 9-like. The record is from RefSeq and is a predicted model, not a curated record. Bases 188 to 856 code for a protein of 222 amino acids. Lineage: Eukaryota; Metazoa; Chordata; Actinopteri; Acipenseriformes; Acipenseridae. Gene Ontology annotation, molecular function: protein binding. The transcript is spliced from 2 exons.